This is a messenger RNA of Lytechinus variegatus (green sea urchin), 4189 nucleotides long. RefSeq names its product serine/threonine-protein kinase PLK1-like. The record is from RefSeq and is a predicted model, not a curated record. Gene Ontology annotation, cellular component: centrosome; nucleus; cytoplasm. Gene Ontology annotation, biological process: regulation of cytokinesis; protein phosphorylation; mitotic cell cycle. Bases 113 to 1852 code for a protein of 579 amino acids. Gene Ontology annotation, molecular function: protein serine/threonine kinase activity; ATP binding; protein binding. Lineage: Eukaryota; Metazoa; Echinodermata; Echinoidea; Temnopleuroida; Toxopneustidae. The transcript has 12 exons.
AAUGCACAAAAGAUCGUCAGAAACAGGCGAUCGCAGCUGACUUGAUCGACGCAUUGAAAUUGUCUGCAGUUUUUUUGACUAAUUUUGAAAUAUUUUGGCUUGAAAUAUUAAGAUGGCGUCAAGACAUAAGGAAGAUCUCAGAGUAAAGGAAGUUCCUGAUGUUGUUACAGAUCCAUCAACUGGAAAAACAUACACUAAAGGAAGAUUUUUGGGCAAGGGUGGUUUUGCUAAGUGUUACGAACUGACUGAUGAUGCCUCCAAACAGAUCUACGCUGGCAAGGUCGUCUCAAAAGCCCUUCUUGUCAAACCUCACCAAAAAGACAAGAUGACGAUGGAGAUCCACAUUCACAAGAGCCUCCACCACCGUCACAUCGUUGGCUUUCAUAGCUUCUUUGAAGACAAGGACAACGUUUAUGUGUUACUGGAGUUGUGCCGGAGGAGGUCGCUAAUGGAGCUUCACAAAAGACGGAAGGCGAUCACCGAGCCAGAGACUCGUUACUUCAUGCGGCAGUGCAUCCUGGCUUGUCAGUAUCUGUGCAAGACGAAGGUGAUCCACCGUGACCUCAAGCUCGGUAACCUCUUCCUCGAUGACAACAUGGAGGUCAAGGUUGGCGACUUUGGCCUUGCUACCAAGGUCGACUUCAGCGGAGAGCGCAAGAAGACACUAUGUGGCACUCCCAACUACAUUGCCCCGGAAGUGCUAUCCAAGAAAGGUCACAGCUACGAGGUUGACCUAUGGUCACUAGGGUGUAUCAUGUAUACGUUAUUGGUUGGGAAACCCCCUUUUGAGACCCAGAGUUUGAAAGACACAUAUCAACGAAUCAAGAGGAAUGAAUACAGAAUACCAUCCAGUGUCAGUACACCAGCUCGCAAUCUCAUUGUAAAAUUACUCAAAAACGAUCCUCAACAGAGGCCGCACAUUGACGUCCUCCUACAAGACGAGUUCUUCACCUCAGGGUACCUACCACCUCAGCUACCAACCACUUGUCUUACCAUGGCUCCAAGGUUCCAAGUGCCAGUAUCCUCAUCUAGAAGACCUCUAUUAGAAGUCCAAGCACAAGAUGAGAACGUCCCUCCCAGUCGUGAGCAGAGCGGGAAACCCCGGAAACACAGCGAGCGCAAAGAGAACGGCAAACCAAAGGCUUUCCAACCCAAGGAAGAUUACCUGGCCAGCCUGAGGACUCAUCUGCUCAGUGUGGUAUCCUCCAAGCCUCAUUCCAAGGCUGACAUCAGAUUAGAUGAAGCUGAGGACCCCGCAGCAGUGCCAAUCCUUUGGGUCAGUAAAUGGGUCGAUUACUCAGACAAAUAUGGUCUAGGUUACCAGCUGUGCGAUGGCAGCGUUGGCGUUCUCUUCAAUGACUCGACAAGACUUCUACUCCAUGCCAAUGCAGACACAUUGGAAUACAUAGAUAGAGAAGGAAAUGAGAAGUACUGUCGUCUUGGAGCUUACGACUCCACGCUACACAAGAAAGUUACCCUACUGAAAUACUUUAGGAACUACAUGAGUGAGCAUCUACUCAAGGCUGGUGCCGCCAUGACACCUCGUGAAUCUGAUAGCAUGGCCAGACUACCAUUCCUACAGAGCUGGUUUAGGACAAAGAGCGCUAUAGUUCUUCAUCUUAGCAAUGGAACUUUACAGAUCAACUUCUUUGACGAUCAUACCAAGCUGAUAGUAUGUCCAUUAAUGGGAGCCGCCACCUACAUUGACACCAAGAGAAACUUCCGCACUUUCCGCCUAAAUCUGAUCGAGAAACACGGCUGCACGUACGACCUCUACGAAAGGCUCAAAUACGCCGACAGUAUGGUCAAGAGCAUGAUCGACAAGAAGUCAUCCGCCGUCAAGGCCAACUAGUAACCAUGACAGGCUCAAAUCUGUUGAGAACAUGAUCGAAAAGAAAUGAUCUGCCGUAAGAGGAAAGCUAUCAAACUAUGACAGGCUCAUAUAGGUCAAGAACAUGAUUUUAUAGAAAUCAUCUUGUAUUGUGGCAUAUUAUAUACUGAUGAGCACGAUUUGAAUGGGGCAUUAGAUUUUCUAUUACCCUGCUCCAAAAGUAGUUGGUUUAUAUAACAAAUAUCGACUGGUCUCUGGGAAAUAUUGGGCCCAUAGUCUCAAAUUCUCAAGAUCACCAUUUGAGAGCAAGAAUUUGUACUAUUGCCCUCGUGAGCAGUCAAUAUUUGUAUACUAGUGAACCUGUUAGAGCAGAGUGGUAUCCAUCGCUGCCCACUUUGACUAAAAGAAGUAAGAUCACUUUGUGCAAUAAUUUUCACUAUUGCCCUCAUGACCAGUCAAUAUUUGUGUACUAGUGAACCUGUUAGAGCGGAGUGGUAUCCACCGCUGCCCACUUUGACUAGAGGAAGCAAAUAAGUGUAAUUCUUCCUGCAUUUCUAUUUCAACAGAUUUUAUUUUGAUAGGCAGAUAAUUCACCUCCAUGACAUCCUUUAUAAUAUCUUGACAAGCCAAAGAUAGUGCUGUCCACUGCUGGUGAUGAAACGCUCAUUGAAUUUUGAUUCCUUCGUGUAUCUAUUGUAAAUAAAACAAAUAAUGUACAGUAUGUAUAUAUCUAUAUAUGUUAUUCCAUGUUCCCCUGUGGUUCAGUAUCGUACGUUUUUAACACAGAAUCAAUCUUAUAUCAAAAUCUAUAUGACGACUAACUCUAAAAAGCUUGAAGCUCAUACGGUAAGCAGUUGUAGUUUUGCAUCAUUUUAUUAUUUGAAAUGGUCUGCAAAUUAAACAAAUGAAGUAUAUUACAGUCCUGUGAGGAUAAAAUGCGAAGAAACCUUUUCCAUUUUAUCUUCCACAUGCAUGGUUGCGCAUUUGAAUGGAAUCGGAAGUAGAGUUUGCGCACAAGUCCUCGUGUAUAUUCUGGAAUUUUGGGUAAGGGUAUUUCUUAGUCACUUUAGCUUCUGAGCCUUGUGUUCUAUCUGAAAUUCCUUUUUGUGUAAAGUUGCUUCAUGAUGUUAAUUGAUGAUCUAUCAUUGUUUAGUUAUAUAGAAUCAUGUUCUUUUGUUGAUUUUUCUCUUUAUUUUCAGAAUAAAUUGUAUUUGUUUUGUCUUCUAUUUUAAAAAGCAACUUUCUCUUAACUGUACCCUUACCCGAGUUGAAACAAAAAUAAAACAAUUUUUUUUAAAUGUUAAAUCAAUGAAAUAGAGUAGCUACAUACACGUACCUGCCGGUGGCAUUAUUGCUAUGACGUCACUACCAUUCGGAAAUGAAUUUGCUUUUAUUCCAACAAGGAGGCUUGCAAUUGCCUGGAAUUUCUUUUUUUAUUUUUUACUUUUGUACUAUUAUUCAAAACUUUGAGAAUUGAGAUGUUGGAAUAUUCUUAUCAAAUGCCAUUUCAAAUUCUUUUCCAAAACGCGGAUUGUAUAGUGUGAAGGGGCUUUACAUCAUGUUGACAGUUUUUCAGAAAGAAUCUUGUCAGGGUUUUUCACCAACAAAUUUGCUCUGAGCCAAUCAGAUGCAAGGAUUACAGUAGCUUGUAACAAAUAGUCACUGAAAAUCAUUGAUUAUUUCUUUCAUGAAAUGCCCUCCCCUUGACCCCGUCACAUUGGUCAGGUUAGAGUCUGUAAGAAAUCAACUCAUCUCUGCGCUCUUUCGUCACAGGCAUGGCCCAUUCCAUAAAGAGUUUGUGGCAGCUACCAUCGCGACAUGGCUCGGUCGGAAGCCAAUCACAAACAAGGCUUCCACGGUAGUUGUCAUAAUGGCACUUAGUUGUAACUCUUUAUGAAAUGGGCAACAGAUUUAGAGCAUUAAUUUGAUGCCAUGCUUAAGGAGAAGCCUUGUUCUCUGUAGCUUUCUGUAAUUAUACCCUUUAUACUCCUUGCCAUGUAGAAUAACUUUUACUAGGUCAAAGUUUAUUGUACUUUGUAACAUUUAAGGUUUACCCAGCAUGUAUUCAUGGUUAUUGGGGAUAUUCCUAUGAUUAACAUUUGCUACACUAUCAGGACUUAAUAGAGGUGGUUGGGGGCAUUUUCCCCUUUUGAAAAGCGAACUCCACCUACGAAAUAAGUCCCAUGAAAUUUGCAAUUGGUGAUAUUUUUUAUGGCUUGGAAUUUUGUUUGAUAAUCUUAGGACUUUGUAUCAUAGCAGAACGGUACUUUGUAUAUAAAAUACAGUGUUCAUGAAGACGUAGUAUUGACUUCUGAUUUAAGGUUUAUAAUAAUGAAAUAAAAUCUUCUUGUAUUUAAA